CACCUGACUGACUGUAAGUAGAAAACUCAUCAUCUUAGUUGCAAUAUAACUAUUAUUAUCUUUGUCCUUCUUUAAAAAAAGAAACACUGACGGAUUCUUUUACUGUCGCCGUGGACUGGUUUUCCAAUCGCUGACGUGUGGAUAUUGUUGUUGCAGAAGUGCAGCCAGCCCGCCCACAAGCUCUUUGAAACCCGAGCUGGAGUUGUAGGAGAAAGUCCAGAGAUCGCAGACGGCCUACGCAAUGAACGCACUCUCUACGUCACUGAGCUAUGGAUAGAAUUGCCGGCCCAUAGCUGAGCACAGGGCGACUUGAUUCCUCGUCUUUGAGUACUACAGGGAUCUUUAUGUGAAUUUCGUGACUGGAUAUCACUUUGGAUUCGACGGCAGAUGAGAGACUAGUUCACAGAUUGCGUCUCUCAUCCAAAAACAACAUUCUUUGUGUUGUUUUAGGCGUAAAAAACCACACCCCGAAGAUCAUCAUAAACGGAGCCAUUCUCUCUAACGACCUCAUUGCCUUGAUAGAUUAAUUUCUCACACUAGCCUACACAGCAAGAGGAAAACAAAACAAAACUAAACAAAACAAAACAGAAUAAAAAACAUCCUAACUAAAUAACAGUUCAACGUAUCCUUAAACGCUUAAACUGUUCCUUCACAAAUCCAAUAAGACAUCCACACUAAAUAACAGUUCAACGCAUCUUUAAAUAUUAAUUACUAGACAAAUCUUAAUUUGACGUCAUCAGUAUGGAGGUAGAUCCGUACGUCGGACGCCAGACGUCCUUGAACAAACGAGACCACGGUCAGUGGCUACAGAUACAGCGCAACACCUUCACCAACUGGGUCAACGAGGGUCUGCGGACCAGAGGCAUCGUCAUACAGGACAUCAGGACUGACCUCUCGGACGGGGUCAACCUCGUGGCCUUGGUAGAAGCGCUCACUCGGCACAGGAUCUCAGGAGCAGUGGCUCGUCCUUCCAACCAGUACCAGAAGUUACAGAACAUCACGGUGGCUCUGGAGGCUGUCAGCAGGGAUGGAGUCAAGAUUGUGAAUAUAGACAGCAGCGAUAUAGUGGCGUGUAAUCUGAAGCUGGUCCUGGCUCUGGUCUGGCAGCUGGUCCUCAAGUACCAGGUGGGUCUGUCCACUACUCAGAACCGGGCAUGGAUCCUGCUGUGGCUGAAGGCUGUCGUGCCGGACUGCAGCAUCAGCAACUUCACCACCGACUGGAACGACGGCAUCGCCCUGCACGCUCUGUUGGACUUCUGCAAACCUGGCAUCUCCCCAAACUGGCGCCAAAUGGAUAGAAUGAACAGUGCUGAGUAA
Messenger RNA from Aplysia californica (California sea hare), 1317 nucleotides. RefSeq names its product filamin-A-like. The record is from RefSeq and is a predicted model, not a curated record. Gene Ontology annotation, molecular function: actin filament binding. NCBI's taxonomy places the organism in Eukaryota, Metazoa, Mollusca, Gastropoda, Aplysiida, Aplysiidae. Gene Ontology annotation, biological process: actin cytoskeleton organization. The transcript has 6 exons. Bases 742 to 1317 code for a protein of 191 amino acids.